ACCAUUAAUCUAAAGUUAAGCGAAUUGUUUCGCUUACGAAGCGCAGCUCGAAUAUUUUCCAAUUGAAUGAGCAAUAAUUUGACCCAGAAAAUGGCCAAAUAGGGCGCGAUUUUACGUUUCAUUGGUUGGCGACAGUGGAGCAUUUUCCCUCUUCUCCGAAAUACGAAAAUGUCUUCAAUUUUACAAAACAACGCCGAACGUUUGGGAAUACGAGACUCCCCAACUAUUCAGAAAGCUGAAAGUUUUUUGCGAGUUCUUAACACUAAGCCGGCCUCAAAAACAAUCAGUGAUGUUGCAAAAAUCAUUAUGUGCCUUGAUUUAGCUGCGACUGCCCUCGGACAGGGCUUUGAUAAGGACACGGCGGUAAAAUUGUCAGGGCUGCGUAAAAGUGGCUAUCAGAACAACCUCAACAAUUUGGAAAAGAUUCUCAAUUUAGAUAAACCAAUCACAGUGUCUGAACUGUGUGUACAGCUGAGUUGCACAGAAGUCAAGGACUUGGCAGAGAAAAUUUUAGCGAAUUAUCAAGAGCGCGACACUAAAAUUAAGGACUUGGAACAUCCACAGUACGUGGCAGCAGCUGUCUACACCGGUUGCAAGUUGAGCAACAUCAGGGUGGAUAAAAUCCAAUUUAGGGCCAUAAGUCGGCUCAAAGUCGCACAGUGGAAUGAGCUACUUGAGGAGUUUAGUAAAUUUGCGACUUCUUUGGGUUUGGUAAGUGGGAAAAAACGGGCCAAAAAAGGAGUUGAAGAUCAAGAAGUUAUGGAAAGUGAAAAUAUCGAAGCACAGCCCUUGAAACCCAAAGAAAAAGUCGAAGUCAUUGAAGAGUACGAAGUGUGGAAGGAGCGGAUCUUACAGGAGGCGACUGCUGAAAUCCUGCGGAAUGAAAUCAAGUAACACUUUUAUACUUUUCACUAUUUAUUAAAUCUAAGUUUUACAACAA
Molecule: messenger RNA, 940 nt
Organism: Tribolium castaneum (red flour beetle)
Lineage: Eukaryota; Metazoa; Arthropoda; Insecta; Coleoptera; Tenebrionidae
Gene: Orc6
Product: Origin recognition complex subunit 6
Exons: 4
Coding region: 169-894 (241 amino acids)
Biological process (GO): DNA replication; DNA replication initiation
Cellular component (GO): nuclear origin of replication recognition complex
Molecular function (GO): DNA binding
Source: RefSeq, a predicted model, not a curated record